This is a messenger RNA of Cygnus atratus (black swan), 733 nucleotides long. RefSeq names its product interleukin 12A (gene IL12A). The transcript has 5 exons. Gene Ontology annotation, cellular component: extracellular region. The coding region runs from base 1 to 621 and encodes 206 amino acids. The record is from RefSeq and is a predicted model, not a curated record. Gene Ontology annotation, molecular function: interleukin-12 receptor binding; growth factor activity. NCBI's taxonomy places the organism in Eukaryota, Metazoa, Chordata, Aves, Anseriformes, Anatidae. Gene Ontology annotation, biological process: immune response.
AUGGAGGAGCGAGGCACCGCCAGGGGCACCGGCACCGCCAGGGGCACCGGCACCGGCACCGGCAGGGGCUCGGGGCGCUGGGCGCUGCUGGCCGCGCUCUGCCUGGCGCUGCCCCUGCCCGCCCCGGCGCUGCCGCCGCCCGUCCCCAGCCCGGUCCCGGAGCUCCGCCGCUCCCGGGCGCUGCUGGACGCGGCCAGAGCCUCGCUGCUCAGCCUCAAGGAACAUGGGACACUGGGAUUUGAAUGUACCCUGGAAGAGGUUGAUCUCAAAGAUAUCACUAAGGAUCAAAUCAACACGAUAAAAGCUUGCACAUCUGAGGAGCCAAGGACUGGAAACUGUCCAGUGCUGGAAAGUUCUACUUUUGAUAAGCGUAAAUGCUUGCGGGGGAUCUAUGAAGAUCUGAAAGCCUACAGGGCAGAGCUCAGCGAUCAGAAGGUGCUGACGUCCAUUGACGAGAUGAUGAAAGCCCUGCAGCCGGGCAGCCCGGGCGCGCUGCAGCCGCCUCCCAGCGCGGCGCUGACCUCCUUCAAGGACCGCAUGAGGCUCUGCGGCGUCCUGCACGCCUUCCACAUCCGCGCCGUCACCAUCGACAGGAUGAUGAACUACCUGAGCGCCCUGUGAGCCCCCCGGGCAGCGCCCGAAGCCGCCUUGGAGCGUUGCAGGAAGAAGACAUGGCGCGGUGGGUGUCCUGCAGCUUGGCUGGGGGCUUUGUAGGAAGCGAGCAUGUCCCAUU